This is a messenger RNA of Solea solea (common sole), 4055 nucleotides long. It is a transcript of the gene cyth2, whose product is annotated as cytohesin 2. Gene Ontology annotation, biological process: regulation of ARF protein signal transduction. The transcript is spliced from 12 exons. Gene Ontology annotation, molecular function: guanyl-nucleotide exchange factor activity. The coding region runs from base 113 to 1363 and encodes 416 amino acids. The record is from RefSeq and is a predicted model, not a curated record. NCBI's taxonomy places the organism in Eukaryota, Metazoa, Chordata, Actinopteri, Pleuronectiformes, Soleidae.
UCGCCACCUUCUUUGUCUCCGGUACAACGUUUCGGUUUCAGGGCUCUGUCCGUUUUUUCCAAGUCAGUUUUUGAGGAUAUAUUUACAUAUAUAUCCAAUUUUUUUAUAUUGAAUGACAGUCGACUCUGAAAUAUUUAUGCCUAAAAGUAAAGCGCCAAAAAUGGAUGACCUGGACUACAUCCCAGUAGACCUGAGCCCAGAGGAGCGCUCUGAGCUGGAGGACAUCCGCAGAAGAAAGGGCGUCCUGCUCCAAGAGAUCCAGAGGCUCAGAGAAGAGUUAAGGGAAGCCAUUUUGGAGGUGGAGGGACUGGAGACCAGCACAGAGGGCAGUAAAACUUUACAGAAAAGUAGGCAUGUGGCUAUGGGAAGGAAGAAAUUCAACAUGGAUCCAAAAAAGGGCAUUGUGUUUCUGGUGGAGAACGAUCUGCUCAGACACACUUCAGAGGACGUUGCUCAGUUUUUGUACAAAGGAGAGGGACUCAACAAGACUGCUAUAGGAGAUUACCUGGGAGAAAGGGAUGACUUCAACCUCAAAGUUCUUCAGGCUUUUGUCGACCUCCAUGAGUUCACUGAUCUCAACCUCGUCCAGGCCCUUAGGCAGUUCCUGUGGAGUUUCCGUUUGCCCGGUGAAGCCCAAAAGAUUGACAGAAUGAUGGAAGCCUUUGCUCAGAGAUACUGUCACUGCAACCCGGGUGUCUUCCAGAGCACUGACACGUGUUAUGUGCUGUCAUUUGCCAUCAUAAUGCUCAACACAAGCCUGCAUAAUCCCAAUGUGAGGGACAAACCUGGACUGGACCGCUUCAUCUCAAUGAACCGAGGUAUCAACGAGGGAGGAGACCUUCCAGAGGACCUGCUCAGAAAUCUCUAUGAAAGCAUUAAAAACGAGCCUUUCAAGAUCCCUGAGGAUGACGGCAAUGACCUGACACACACCUUCUUCAACCCUGACAGAGAGGGCUGGCUUCUAAAACUUGGGGGACGAGUGAAAACCUGGAAACGGCGAUGGUUCAUUCUCACAGACAAUUGUCUUUAUUACUUUGAAUACACCACAGAUAAGGAGCCGAGAGGUAUAAUUCCCUUGGAAAACUUGAGCAUACGCGAGGUUGAGGAUCCGAGAAAACCGAACUGCUUUGAGCUUUACAUCCCCAACAACCGUGGUCAGCUGAUUAAGGCGUGUAAGACGGAGGCUGAUGGGAGAGUAGUUGAGGGGAACCACAUGGUGUAUCGCAUCUCCGCUCCUACACCUGAGGAAAAGGAUGAAUGGAUCCAUAGCAUCAAAUCUGCAGUCAGUGUGGAUCCCUUCUACGAAAUGCUUGCAGCCAGAAAGAAACGUAUAUCACUGAAGAAGAAGGAGGAACAACCGUAAAUGAUUCCCUUCACUCUCCCUGUCUUCCUCUGUUUUUCCAACUGCGGGACACACCUCUUUGUCCCUGCUCUUUUCCUGUCCUCAAACACAUCUAGACUGAAGAGCUCACCCACUGUGGCUGCCAACACAUCUGUCCUGUCCUCUCACUACAUGUCUUAUUCAGCAUUUAAGUGAACUGUGAAACAUGUUAAAGACCAUGUUCACACUAAUCUGGAUGAAUUGAAAACAUUACUCCCUGUUUUCCUUCAUAUUUACACUUGGCCACCUUUUCUAAACCAAACAUUGGGGACAAGAAGGAUUUUCAAAAGACCUAUGAUUUUCAUGACUUUUGAUUUAAUUUUGAUGAAGAAUCUUGUGGUGGUGUGUUUUCUUUUCACAGCUACUUUAAACGCUUGUUUAACAGAAGACAUUUGUCUAAUUUGUUGGCCAGUCUCAGAAAACAGUCUAAAAAAAAUCAAUUCAUCUGCAUCAGUGUGAAUAUGGUUUUAAUUCAGGAUAAUAAGGUCUUGUGAAUUCUUCUUUUGGACUCAUGAAUGCUGCGUAUAUGCGACACUGUCUUUCUUGAUUGUGAUUUACCCUAGACUAAAUGUGAACUCAUCAUUCAAACACACAAUAUUCACUAAAGUUUGGUCAGAGAAGCAGGGCAGAUGAUUUGACAUGAUAUGAGAUGUGUCCAUUAUUGAAAGGCUUUAAAUACUAACUACUACUAAUGUCCACCCUUAGGUACUGUAACAGUUGUGUGAGGCAAACAUCACUACUUAACUACUUGAUUUAUAACUUAUUUAAUGAUUGAUAAUGAUUUAAUGAUUUCUAUCUCCAAACUGCUGAUUGUUCUUCACAUGUGGUCAGAUCUCAAAACAAAAAUCCCUUUCGUGUUAAAGGACCAGAGUGUAUGAUUCACUGUUUAUAAUUAUGUUUUAAUUUGUGCAUAAUCAGCUGAGACAGAUGAAUGAGUCACAGAAUCACUAAUAGAUGCCUGUAAAUCCUUCACACUGGUCCUUUUUAAUGGAGGCAAACACCAAAAGUUUCUCUCCCCGCAGAGAGCUGCUUGUUUUUCAGCUUAUAGAGACGACACAUAUUUGUUCUCUGUGUUUCUUAACAUGUUUGAGCAAAAGUGAAGUAGCAAACCAGUCUGGAGGCGUCAAUGCCAAUUCCUUUAUAACACUAAACAGAUCAACAAUCAUCACGGCCUCUAACAUGUAACGUAACAACAUGUCGUUCAUCUUUCCCUGCUCUCUCAACAUCCCUCACUAACAAUAACUGUCUAAUAUCUAACCGUUAGAGCCGCGUCUGUCCGCUAUAGCAAGUUUCAUGAAAUCAAAAAAGGCAGCUCAUUACAAUGUAUACUUUUUGUACAUAGAUGUUAGCAUAUUUGUUUACGAUACACAUAGAAAUGAUUUAAUUUAUUCUUUAUCUUUUGUUAAGAUCAGAUUUUUUUUGUACGAGCUACUGUAGACCUGCAUGUUGAUAAACUGAGGCUGAUCGUGCUAGUGCACUGAUUUGAAGGUAGUGUUAGUGUUCCCUGUUGACUUGGAGGAACUGCAUUUAAUGUGUAAGCUGAACUAAGCAUAACGUUAAUUAUAUAGUGCUGCAGUUACUUUGGAAAAGAUGAAGCUAUUUAGGAAAUGUUUAGUGGUCUGAUUUAAACUCCAGACCAUGCUGUUGACCUGGUAAAGCACAAGAGUUUAUCAGUCGAAUGUCUGAAUUUCAUUGGCUGCCUGGUGUCCUGCAUUUUUCCAUGAUAAAGCAGUGAUACAAAUCAAAUCAAAACAAGGAACACUAAUACAUCUUUAAUUCAUUACAUACCAGUAUCAUUAUUCAGAUGUAAUGAAUGAGUAACAAGUUUAGAUUUGUGUCCAGUGAUAGAUUUGCUCGACAUCCAGUUCAUAAACUUUUGUUUCUAGAAGUUACUUGAAGUUGGCAUUUUUAGAUGGUAGGAAAAAUAAUUGUCUUCUGCACUUUAUCAAUUUUAGCAUUUUGCAGAAAAUGCUGUUACUUCAACUGACGAUACAUUAUUACUCUGUAGCGCCCUCCACUGGUGGCCACACAGACUGACUUACACACUGUAUUAUGCUGAUGGAUGAAGCAUGAGUUGCAAAUAUACAACGCCAUCUGCUGGUCAGUUCUUGCUACAGCAGCAACAGUCCUGGACCAUAUACAGUAUUUGCUCAUCUGAUAAAAGAGAGAAAGUGAUGCGUGAUGAUGAAUGGGGUCUUUUCCUCUGUGUUACAAAUAUUUAGAACUUGUUUUAAAGACACAGCUGGUGAUUGAUCAUCCAAGCACAGAUCUAUGAUUGCCUUUUUACUCCCAAAUUUCAUCUAACUGACAGAGGCCUAAUUUUAAACCGUUGUGUUUGUGCGUCACAUGGACUGACUGUAGGUCUCCACCUUCUGGGUGUUCUUGAAGUGCAAAGUUGCCAAAAAUAAAAGUCCAGCACAGGUGUUUCCAUAAAAACAAAACAUGAACACUGACAUUAUUCCAACCAAAACCGGUCCUCUGUUUUUGAUUUAUUUGACCCCAGAGUCACCUUUUUUCUUUUUUUUAAAGAAAACAACCUUUAUUUUGUAUUUAUUUAUUUUUGUUAACUGUGAGGUGAAGAUGACUAAAUCAUCUGUAAAUGUAGCAAAAGGAAAACCGUGACACAUUGCUGCCAGUAACUACUGUGGAACAAUAAAACAGUGAACAGAAAUGA